UCACCUCCUGGAGAGUAUGACCGGUUCCUCAAGUAUCAGCAUGCGUGAUGAUCUGAUGUAAUCCUCUAGCUGUUUUACGUCUUGUAAACAUCUCCCACUUCUAUAUAUCGCUAAUUUUAUGCGAAAUGGAGAAGAUUUUUCUACCUGUCGUAUCUAAAUUAAGCAGGAUUUGUACCUUGACAGUAGAUUUGCAGAUGGAUCGAAUAGCAGACACAAAAUCCGGUUCAAAGGAGGUAACCACGGAGGUUUCAUCGUCGAAAACGCCAUCACCAGCUAAAUCUCCUCCGGUCAAAAAUAAUAUGAAUGGGCAUGUUAUGACAACGAAGAAAACGGCAGAGGGUCUAGCUGGACUGUAUGACUCGGACGACGAUGACUCGAACAUGAAAGGUGGAGGUCUUGAUGCGUUGUUCUUAGUCAGAAAUCAGCCAGAGGAAAUUGAGAAAUAUGUACUCCAUCUGCGGAAGAUGUUACUAGAAGGCGAAGGCGAAGCAGUUGUUGAGCUUGGUGUUCCCAUAGAACAGGGUGGAAAAGCAUCUGGAAUCCCAUUGAAAGACAUGGAAACCGCUGUUGCCAAUCAUAUCAAGGCUCUUGAAAGUAUUCCUGCCAUAGGUACAAAAAUAGAGACUAGAACGACCGGUGACAAAUGCACGGAGGUUUGGAUCGUUCGUGAUCCUCCGAUGAACGAAGAUUUUAUAGAGGUUCGAGUAGCAGUAGUGGGCAAUGUAGAUGCAGGUAAAUCGACCUUACUUGGGGUACUAACUCACAGUGUCCUUGAUGAUGGCAGAGGUCUGGCUAGGACUAAACUCUUCAGGCACAAGCACGAAUUCGAAUCUGGACGAACAUCAUCUGUGGGCAACGAUAUUCUUGGCUUCGAUGUACACGGCAAUGUGGUUAACAAACCAGAUAAACAUAAUAAUAACCUCGACUGGGUGCAGAUCAGCAGAGACUGCAGUAAGCUGAUAACCUUCAUUGACCUAGCUGGACACGAAAAAUACCUCAAAACCACGAUAUUUGGAAUGACUGGGCAUAUGCCUGAUUAUACUAUGCUCAUGGUCGGUGCAAAUAUGGGCAUAAUCGGUACCACGAAAGAACAUCUGUCAUUAGCCCUCUCGCUGUCUGUGCCUGUCUUCAUUGUGGUCACCAAAAUUGAUAUGUGCCCACCACAGAUUCUUGAGGAAACUAUGAAAAAUAUUGGGCGGCUAGUUAAGAGUGCGGGAGCUCGGAAACUUCCCGUAAUGGUUCGUAACACUAAUGAUGUAAUUCAUGCAGCUGUAAAUUUCCCAAGCAAGCGAGUAUGUCCUAUAUUCCAAGUAUCGAACGUAGAAGGCACCAAUCUCGAUCUACUCAGGCAGUUUUUGAACAUAGUUCCGCUGAGAAGAACUCUUUGCGAGAAUGAUCCAGCUCAUUUCCAGAUUGACGAUGUCUACUGGGUAGAAGGUGUCGGUACUGUGGUGUCGGGUACCGUACUGUCAGGAACAAUCAAAGUCAACGACACGUUGUUAUUAGGCCCUAAUUCUGUGGGCGAAUUCAUGCCAUUACCGGUCAAGUCUAUCCAUCGGAAGCGAAUGCCUGUAACAAGUGUUCGUUGUGGACAGACAGCGUCGUUUGCUCUUAGGAAAAUUACCAAACGUGAUGUUCGAAAAGGAAUGGUCAUGCUAGAUCCACGAAUGAAUCCCACGGCCAGUAUGAUGUUUGAAGCUGAUAUUUUGAUAUUGCAUCAUCCGACUACGAUAAAGCCCAACUAUCAAGCUAUGCUUCACAUUGGCUCGAUCAGGCAAACAGCGACACUGGUCAGCAUGACUAAGGAAGUAUUACGGACGGGGGAUCGCGAUCGAGUGACAUUUCGCUUUAUACGAUUGCCAGAAUACAUUCGACCAGGAACAAGAAUGGUAUUCCGUGAAGGAAGAACUAAAGCCGUGGGCACAGUUGUAAACGUCAUACCGCAAUCAAGUUUGGCACAACAGAGAGCUAAACUCAAAGAUAAAACGAAUAGAACAUUCGUCAAACGUGGUGGACCAAAACCACCGAAUGGAAAACCCAAACUGGAAGUGAAGGAAUGAGGAAUCUUGGUUCUCCGCGUCGCACUUGUACUCUCAUAAUUACCUUGAAAAGUUGUUGUAUGUAAAACCAAUGAUUAGAUAUUUAUUAGUGUAAACAUAAUAAGGACGAUCUUGAGCAUUUGUCUCCGGGUAAAGUAUAAAUGUGAAUCGACAUCAAGUGC
This is a messenger RNA of Cylicocyclus nassatus, 2221 nucleotides long. Lineage: Eukaryota; Metazoa; Nematoda; Chromadorea; Rhabditida; Strongylidae. The record is from the annotation of a GenBank genome assembly.